UGUAUCAAAGUGUACUGCGCAUCUCUAACAUGCUGUUAAAUUAAAUGUUAUAAUGUUGGCGUCAAAUACUGGGAGCGGUUGAAUACUGGGAGCCAAUUCAAAACGUUGGUAACACUACGAGGAAUAAGUGAAUAAUUUUUGACAUUGUGCAUUGAAGGAAAGUCUUCUUUAAUUGAUAUCGGAAUAUGGGGGAUGCCGUUACUGAACAUCUGCGUCCUCUGGACAACUGCGAGAUAUUUUUUCAACUCCGCAACGCUCUCCAAACAUAUAGCCGAAAUGUUAAAAAUCUAAAGACCUUUGUUUAUUGGAGUGGCAACGAAGAGGCGAUAAAGGAACUUUGCGACAUAUGCAUAGAGAUACUACUGGAGCAUAAGUUAAUAGAAAUCAAAGGAACGAAUGGCGGAUUGAAAAAACAGAUGACUGUUGUACCUAAUGCUGAGGUGCCCGGUUCCAAGGAUCGUUUACGCGGUUUAAUGGUUUACCUAAUUCUGAACAGCUCAAAUGUGUACAAAUGCGAGGAAGAGCAAUUAGGCCAAUGGAAUCCGCAAUGUGUACAUUUGUUAAAACAACUACCUUAUGCCUUACCCCAGUUUUUAACGGUGGCAUUGGUUUCAAGAUGUGGACUAGUCGACGUUUUUGCAGAAUUUCUGUCUUGUGGUCCAAUCUGGCUGACCGGACAGUACUAUGAAUGUUUGAAUACGACUUUAAGCCAUCUAACUAAGGAUCAUUAUGAAUCUUUGAAUUUACUCUGCAUGGCUCUUUUAUCCGCUAGCCGGGCCAUAAGAUGGCAAAAAGAGGAAUCCACUUUACUCUCUUCUCAGUUAAGAAAAUUACUGCAACGUCAUUUAUUGGACAGUGAAGAACGUUUGCGUGUGUUACGACCAACUGGUCGCAAGUUAUACCUUGGACAGGCAAUUACACAAAUAAUGGAGAUACUUAUCAAGACUCUUGAUAUAAAAAAGGAAGAUGAAAAGCAGCUGCCGUCCUUUUUCCCCCUUUACCAAUUACGAUUGAAAAACAAAGUGAUGAGCAUGCAGACUGACCAACAGCUUUCCUCUUCUGUACAAUAUGCACUGAUUCUGUUGGACUUUUUGCAAAACCUUGUACAACUGGUUAGUGUGGAUACAUUUAUUCAUUGGCUGGAACUGCCCUCGAAAAAGCCGCUGUAUAACGUUCAGGAACGCAUUUGUGUUUUAUCCUCUGACCUAUUAAAACUUUUGGUUAAAGAUGAUAAUCUUAAAUUGCACUCCAUAUGUAAGCAACUGCAUUCCUUUGCCCUGACGGCCAAAUCUUUUGAAGAAAAACUCGAAGAGCUUUCACUGGGAAAACUAUUAAGUUUCCUCGAAGGUGAAGAAGGCGAAGCUGGCGAAGAUCAAAUAAUCGCAGGUCUGGAACAACUUUUUCUACGUUCUAUAGCAUUUGGUAAUGACGAGUGUGUGGAGACAAUGGCUAAGCAUAUCAAGGUAAUGAAGUUUACCCAUGCUCAAAGAAUAAUCGAGCAUUUGAGCCAAGUUGCGCAGGCUAAGGAGGUCAUGAAGGGCCUGGAGGUAACAGAUGAACAAGAAACUACUAAAAAAGAACUUAAAGAUGAAAAGGAUGAUGAUGAAGAUUAUCAGCAAGAGUAUUCCUUACUUAUCAGCCAGGUGCUUUUUCCAAUUUUUGAACAAUGCUCUGUUACAGAGCGGAUUCAAAUUCUUAACAUACGUGAUGACUUACAACUCCUACAACAAUUUUCCUUUGAUAUUGGUGACCAUGAAAAUCAACGCAUAUUAUUUUUCAAUCAAUUUUCUCUGAAGCCUCAAAGAUUGCCUAUUGGAGAAUUUCUUCAGCUUUGCUUUGCACAUCCUUUAGAAACAUGGUUAUCUUUAGCUAAAUUAUCCAUGGCCCAUGAAGGUUUUGCCAAAAUUUUUUGGCGAUUAGCGUGCCUGUGCUCUGGUCAUGUUUUUCAUUACAUGAGUUCAAUUUGCACCAAUUUAAUUUUAGAUGAGCGCAUGUUACACAAUCAAAAUUCACAAAAUUUUCUAUUGUCUAUCUACAUAUAUCCUCUUAUUCUUAAUGGUCUAAGAAUAUCGUCUAGGUUGCGAAAGAAUUGCCGCUUUAUUAAGCUACGGCUGAACCUUAAGGGGGUUAAUUAUCCAUACACGCUGGAAAAAUUGAAAUCCUGUCAAUCUGAUUAUCUCGAUGCCUUGGCUCUAAGUCUGGAUAAAUUUUCUGAUUUGAAUACAAGAAAUUAUGCAAUUAUUUGUAAACUUAUGUCAAUAUUAAUGGCCGUCAGUCGUUUGGACGCUCAUCUAAUGGUAACCAGUCGAAACCAAUUAACCAUGUUAAACUCAAAGAAAGUUAAAGAUGAUGUGAAAAUAGCCAAAGAAUACACCAAUAUGCAUAUUCAACUCGCUCAUUGGCGGCGCUCGCAUUGGCCUCUCAUAUCCCAAUUAAUUCAGACAAUGGAUCUUUUGCGGUGGAAUUUGACAUGCUACAAUUCAACCCGCGCGGAUGCACUUAAUCUAGUAGUGCUAUACUGGAAGGAGAGUACAAUGCAUCCGUAUCUAAUGCCUAAGGGCCUCAUUGAUCAAAUCCAAGCAGUGGUGGAUACAAUGCAGCACAAGUCUUUCUGGUUAGUCCAUAAUAUGUUUCAAAUCCAGGACUCUGGAAGUGUUAAAGCAAAUGUCGAGCUUUUAACACAGGCAAGUGCUUCAGAGGCUAAGGUUUUAAUGCAGAAUGCGUUAAUAUGCGGUAAUGAUAAGGCCAUUAUGGCGGAACUGACGUUGGCUGUGCUAAAAAGUGGGCCAGAGAUUCGCCAAUCUGCAUUAAAUGGCUAUAAUUUUAUUUUCAAAUGCUAUAUUAAAGCCUUUCAAGGCAGCCUUCCACAAAAAGCCAAGCCUGGCGUGUGGAUUCGCUGGGUAGAAAAAUUAUUGGAAGUGGUCGUUAAAUCACCUGAAGAAGCCCAAAUUAACAUAUUUCAUCUGGCCCACCCUACUUUAAUCGCACUAUAUCAAAAAUCAUACUUCAAUGUAAAUGUCAAGGAAAAGAUCCUGCAGUAUAUGACGCUAUUACCACAAAACACAAUCACUGCAAAUAUUAUUAGAGAAAUGGAAAACUUGAACAACUUGCCGUAACUUUGCCCAAAAACUUCUCUUAUAAAAACCGCGCAUGUAAGAUAUGUAAAAAGAAAUAAAUUUGCUUAAACUAAAAAAAAU
This is a messenger RNA of Drosophila willistoni, 3197 nucleotides long. RefSeq lists its product as uncharacterized. The record is from RefSeq and is a predicted model, not a curated record. NCBI's taxonomy places the organism in Eukaryota, Metazoa, Arthropoda, Insecta, Diptera, Drosophilidae. The coding region runs from base 186 to 3116 and encodes 976 amino acids. The transcript has 3 exons.